Messenger RNA from Liolophura sinensis, 3162 nucleotides. RefSeq names its product N-alpha-acetyltransferase 15, NatA auxiliary subunit-like. Gene Ontology annotation, cellular component: cytoplasm; NatA complex. Lineage: Eukaryota; Metazoa; Mollusca; Polyplacophora; Chitonida; Chitonidae. The transcript has 21 exons. The record is from RefSeq and is a predicted model, not a curated record. Gene Ontology annotation, biological process: N-terminal peptidyl-methionine acetylation. Gene Ontology annotation, molecular function: protein binding. The coding region runs from base 81 to 2648 and encodes 855 amino acids.
UUACCACCACGAGGUGCUUCCUUUGGGUUGGAAGUGUUUAGAACCAAAAUAGUCACAGUUUGGGGCAUUGGGUGUCAAGAAUGCCCACAAGUAAUCCACUUCCACCAAAAGAAAAUGCACUUUUCAAAAGAAUUUUGAAAUGCUAUGAACAAAAGCAGUACAAGAAUGGGUUGAAGUUUGCAAAGCAGAUUUUGUCCAAUCCCAAAUUCACAGAACAUGGAGAAACUUUGGCUAUGAAAGGCCUCACCCUGAACUGUCUGGGAAGAAAGGAAGAGGCUUACGACUUUGUGAGACGGGGGCUUCGUAAUGAUCUCAAAAGUCAUGUCUGUUGGCAUGUGUAUGGACUUCUUCAGCGCUCUGACAGAAAGUACGAUGAAGCCAUCAAAUGCUACAGAAACGCCCUGAAAUGGGACAAGGAUAACCUUCAGAUUCUGAGGGAUUUGUCUCUGCUGCAAGUACAGAUGAGAGAUUUGGAGGGAUACAGGGACACUCGCUACCAACUACUGGUGCUCAGACCGGGCCAGAGAGCCUCCUGGAUAGGCUAUGCCAUGGCCUUCCACAUGCUCAAGGACUAUGAUAUGGCUCUCAAGAUUUUGGAUGAAUUCAGGAAAACUCAACAGCCCAAACCAUUUGACUAUGAGCAUAGUGAAAUGAUACUUUACCAGAACACUGUGGUCCGAGAAGCAGGCAAUUUAUCUGAGGCACUGAAGCAUUUAGAGGAACAUGAUAAGGAAAUAGUGGACAGACUGUCAGUACAGGAAAUCAGAGCUGAUAUCUUGAUACAGCUCGAUCGUCAUGAGGAAGCUGCGGACAUAUAUCGGGAACUAUUAAACCGUAACCCUGAAAACUGGGCUUAUUACAAGGGUCUGGAGACCGCACUUAAAGCAGAAUCCGAGGAGGAUAGAAUGAAAAUUUAUGAAGAGGUGUUAGAGAAGUUUCCCAGUGCAUCUGCACCAAAGAGACUUCCUUUGAAUUUUACGACAGGUGACAGAUUCCGACGUCUAGUAGACAAAUAUCUCCAGCGAGCUCUGCAUAAAGGUGUUCCACCGUUGUUUGUUACUCUUAGGCCAUUAUAUAAAGACCCAGAAAAAAUUACAGUGAUAGAGGAGCUUGUUUUAGGGUAUUUAGAAUGUUUGAAGGAAAAGGAACGCUUUGACUGCUCAGGGGAGAAUACAGAGCUAGAGCCUCCUACUGCUCUUCUAUGGACGUACUACUACCUGGCAGAGCACUUCGACUACCGGGGCCAGACGGCAAAGGCCAUGGAGUACAUUGAACUAGCACUUGACCACACCCCCCUGCUGAUUGAGCUGCUUGUACUGAAGGCCAGGCUGUACAAACACGCAGGGGACAUGACCGAAGCUGUGAUACAUAUAGACGAGGCGCAGUCCCUUGAUACCGCUGACCGUUAUAUUAACUCCAAGUGUGCUAAAUAUCUACUGAGGGCCAGCAAGAUUCAAGAGGCUGCAGACAUGUGCUCCAAAUUUACUCGGGAAGGGGUAUCAGCAGUUGAGAACCUGAAUGAAAUGCAAUGCAUGUGGUUUCAAACUGAAUGUGCUGCUGCAAACCAAAGGUUAGGAAAGUGGGGAGAGGCAUUGAAAAAGUGUCUAGAAAUAGAUAGGCAUUUUACAGAGAUCAUAGAAGAUCAGUUUGACUUCCAUACAUACUGUAUGAGGAAGAUGACACUGCGGGCAUACAUAGGCUUGCUAAGGCUGGAGGAUGUCCUCAGGAGACACCCAUUCUAUCAAAAAGCUGCCAAAAUCGCAAUCGAGAUUUACUUACAUUUACAUGACCAUCCCCUGACAGAAAGUGAACAAAGUAAAGAUGCUGAAACAGCAAAUUUAACACCUAGUGAAUUAAAAAAGAUGAGAAAUAAGCAAAGGAAAGCUCAGAAAAAGGCGGAGAUGGAACGGGAGAAGCAGAAGGCUGAGUUAGAGAAGAAAGAAGCUCAAAGUAAAGCCAAGGGGCAGGACGGGGAAAUGGAUGGUCCAAAGGAAGAGGAGUUGAUACCCGACAAACUGGCCAGGGUCAGUGAUCCAUUGGAACAGGCCAUAAGAUUUCUACGCCCACUACAACUGUUAGCAUCUGACAUCAUAGACACCCAUGUCCAAGCCUACGAGAUCUACUCAAGAAAAGGCAAAUUACUGUUGAUGUUGCAGUGUAUAAAGCGUGGGCAUCGGGUUGACCCUGACAAUCCAGCCUUUCACCUGUGUAGGUUACGAUUUAGACAGGAAGUAUCCAGACGUAAGAGUGAGCUGUCAGAAACGGUGUUAUCAGUAUUGAACACAGAAAUGGCAUCCUUGUAUGGAAACAGGAACAAUCAGACAUUAAAUGAGGAAUUCUUGGAGAGAAAUGCAAAGUCCCUUCCUCACAGAGUUGCAGGGGCACGUAUGAUGUACGAACUGGACCACUGCACUCAGGAUAAAGCUAUCUCCAUGGCAACUAGGUUAUCACAUGAAUAUGAGGGAGUUACAAUACAGAAUUGUAUAGAUGUGUUGGAACUGCUAUGUGAGGGACAGUUUGGCAAAUGUGAGAAGGCAGCUGAGGACUACCAGGCACAGUGCCACGCCUAUUUCCCCUAUGCAACAGCUUUUCAGUUGCCUGCUGCCUCAAAAACAGACGCUAUCGUGGAGAACGGUGCUGCGUGCUGAAACUCAUGGAAUUAGGUUAGGGCUGUGUGACAGUGUCUAGGAAGAAUUGGGCAGUUGUGUUCGAAAACUAUCAAGGGCCUGGAGAGCAGAGGAAGAAGGGAGGUAACCCUGUAGACUGAGGUGAAGCAACUAUGUUAAAAGCUGGACAUGUGACAGCAGGCCUAGAUGGACAGGCAGCGGUUGUGUCCUCUGUGGGACUGACAGGGUAGGUCUGUGCCAUGGCACCAUUUCUCACAGGAAGGACAGAAUACUGAGCAGGCCUGUGGCCACAGCACCAUAUCUCGAGCUAGAGGGAACUCAUUUGAAAGCCGCACUGUGAAAUCAGGUGCUGUAUGUAGUUCUGAUUCUGUAUGACCUGUCCAAGGUUUCUUCUGUUCUCUCGAUGCUCAUGAUUUGUCCUACGUAUGAUCAUUAGGUCAUACUGUAUGUUUUUUGUUUUUUUUUCUUCCUUGGCAGCUCUAGUGAUCUAGGUUAAUGCACAUACUGCACAGUGUUGUAUGAAUUCCCCUGUGAC